UGAAGACGGAAAACAGUGAGUAAGACUGAAGUGGAUCAAGUGCAGUCUGGACUCUUAUAACCAUUGCAGGUCACAUGUGGCCCAAAUGAGUGCGGCUCCAAGACUGAGUCAAGUGUGUGAGCAUUAAUCAUUCACCCAAGGCUGGUCCUGCUGAUAUAAGGCAGGCAGAAGGAGCGCUGAGAGGACAGAGAGUGUCCCGUCAGAUCCUCCUAAGCACACCCCCAGUUAUCAGUCAUGGCACUUGCACUAGCAUGCAUCUUAAUUGCUGCCAUUCCUAUCGCCUACUGCUACCCUACCGCCUUCGAGGACCUGAAGCAAAGUAGGACAAACCGAACCUCCAUUAGGUUCCUGGCUGUAGGAGACUGGGGCGGCGUGCCUUAUCCCCCCUACAUCACCGCUGUGCAGAAGGCUACUGCUCGAGAAAUGGGCAUAGUAGCAGAGCAGAUGGGAGCUGACUUUGUUCUGUCACUUGGUGAUAACUUCUACUACAGAGGCGUGGACAGUGUGGAUUCUCCUCGGUUUCAGGAGACAUUUGAGUCUGUGUACACUGCAAAGUCUCUCAAAGUUCCCUGGUAUGUGAUUGCUGGCAAUCAUGACCAUGCUGGGAACGUCAAAGCCCAGAUCGAAUACAGCACAAAAUCUGACAGAUGGAAAUUCCCCUCUUACUACUACGAGCUGAACUUCCACAUCCCCAACACCGGGAAAACCUUGACCAUUAUCAUGCUCGACACCGUAAUGCUGUGUGGCAACUCUGACGACUUCUCGGAUGAGAAGCCCAGAGGCCCCCUGCGUGAGAUGGAUGCCAACCGUCAGCUGACGUGGCUGCAGGAGAGACUGUCCCUGUCCAAGGCAGACUUCCUGUUGUUGGCCGGACACUACCCUGUGUGGUCCGUAUCUGAACACGGGCCCACAGAGUGUCUCCUGCAGAAGCUUCAUCCUCUGCUCCUUAAAUACAAAGCCACAGCUUACAUCUGCGGCCAUGACCACAAUCUGCAGUAUAUUGAAGAGUCUGGUGUGGGCUACGUAGUGAGCGGUGCUGGAAACUUCCUGGAUCCUGAUAUCACUCACUGGAACCACGUACCCAAAGGUUCUGUGAAGUUCUUCACUGGCCAAGCUUCAACACUUGGAGGGUUUGUCCACGCAGAGGUCACAAAGGACAAGAUGCUCUUGACCUUUUUCCAGGCUAGAGGAACUUCUCUCUAUCGCACGGUGCUCUCCCAAAGGAGCUUUGAGUAAACUAGCUCAUCACCGGUGCAAGUUUUUAAUUGCAGACUGUACUGUCUGCAGAGAUCAAUGUAACUGCUGUUACUGUUUUUCAAAAUGUCAAAAUAAUCAUCAUGCACAUUUUAAGAAGAAUCAACUAGUUUUACUCCUACAUUUAUUAUGAUAAAGAGUAAAUGUGGUUUCUAACAAACAUGCCUGUCUUGUGAGGUACGGUGUGAGCUUACAAUGAUUGCUUUAAUCUGCUUAGUGUUGAAGGGCUACAAUCCAGUGUGUGCUGACUCUUUGAAAUGUGGUUUAUAGAAGUGUUUUGUGUAUCUGUAAAUGAAACUGAGACUGGUUAGUCUGCUGUGUGUCUGUAUGGAAAGGAGAAUUUGACAUAAGACUUGAAUAAAUUCAGGUUCUCUAA
Etheostoma cragini (Arkansas darter) is the source of this 1630-nucleotide messenger RNA. It is a transcript of the gene acp5a, whose product is annotated as acid phosphatase 5a, tartrate resistant. The record is from RefSeq and is a predicted model, not a curated record. Gene Ontology annotation, molecular function: ferrous iron binding; ferric iron binding; acid phosphatase activity. The transcript has 6 exons. Lineage: Eukaryota; Metazoa; Chordata; Actinopteri; Perciformes; Percidae. Bases 235 to 1236 code for a protein of 333 amino acids. Gene Ontology annotation, biological process: bone resorption.